This is a messenger RNA of Phragmites australis (common reed), 2829 nucleotides long. Its product is annotated as subtilisin-like protease SBT1.5. Gene Ontology annotation, biological process: proteolysis. The coding region runs from base 275 to 2659 and encodes 794 amino acids. The transcript is spliced from 2 exons. The record is from RefSeq and is a predicted model, not a curated record. Gene Ontology annotation, molecular function: serine-type endopeptidase activity. NCBI's taxonomy places the organism in Eukaryota, Viridiplantae, Streptophyta, Magnoliopsida, Poales, Poaceae.
GCUCCGCGUCUCGCCGGGAUGACUCGCAGUCCGGUCCAGCCGCACCUCCCUGGCCACGGCCCGCCCGUAUCACCACUCCUUCCCCGUCUCCCCGUAUACCAGCACCACGGCAACACCACGUUACCACCGCAUCUGCCCUGGCCACCUCCCACCCCAGCAUCCGUCUUCUUUACCCGAGGAGGCAGCGAGGCACUGACCCGCUCGCUCGCUUUGCGCUUUCCCCUUCGCUGCUGCGCACCACCGGUCCUUCCGCCGCCCGAUCCGGCCUUGCGCGAUGGUGCUGCCGAUGCUGCUGCUGGUGGUUCUUGCUGCUGUGACUGGCGUCUCCGCUGGCGGCGGUGGGGGAGAGGGAGGGGUGCGGACAUACAUCGUGCGGGUGGACGCCGACGCGAAGCCGUCGGUUUACCCGACGCACGCGCACUGGUACGAGGCAGCGGUGCUGGCGGCUGCCGGCGACGGCGCGGGGUGGCCGGAGGGCGGCCCGCUCAUCCACACCUACUCUGCCGCGUUCCACGGGUUCUCCGCGCGGAUGUCGCCGGCCGCGGCGGCGGCGCUGGCUGCGGCGCCCGGGGUGGCGGCCGUGGUGCCCGAGCGCGUGCGGCACCUCGCCACCACGCGCUCGCCGAGGUUCCUUGGGCUGUUGUCCUCCCCGCCAUCGGCGCUGCUCGCGGACUCGGACUUCGGGGCGGACCUGGUGAUGGCCAUCGUAGACACCGGCAUCUCGCCCGCCCACCGCAGCUUCCACGACCGGGGGCUCGGCCCCGUGCCAACCAAGUGGCGCGGGGUCUGCGCUUCGGGGCCCGGGUUCCCGCCCAACUCCUGCAACCGUAAGCUCGUCGGCGCGCGGUUCUUCUCCAAGGGCUACGAGGCCACCUCCGGCCGCAUGAACGAGACGGCUGAGGUCAGGUCGCCGCUUGACACCGACGGCCACGGGACCCACACCGCCUCCAUUGCCGCCGGGCGGUACGUGUUCCCGGCGUCCACGCUGGGCUACGCGCGCGGCGUGGCCGCAGGGAUGGCGCCCAAGGCACGCCUCGCGGCGUACAAGGUGUGCUGGGCGGGCGGCUGCUUCGACUCCGACAUCCUCGCGGCCUUCGACGCCGCCGUCGCAGACGGCGUUGAUGUCAUCUCGCUCAGCGUUGGCGGCGUGGUCGUGCCGUACUACCUCGACGCCAUUGCCAUUGGGGCGUUCGGCGCGACCGAGGCCGGGAUCGUUGUGUCGGCUUCGGCUGGCAACGGCGGCCCCGGUGGGCUCACGGUGACCAAUGUGGCACCCUGGAUGGCCACCGUCGGAGCCGGGUCCAUGGACCGCGCCUUCCCGGCCAACGUGCGGCUCGGCAAUGGCCAAGUGUUCGACGGCGUGAGCGUGUACGGGGGUCCUGCGCUCGAAUCCGGCAUGAUGUACGAGCUAGUGUACGCCGGGGCAAGCGGCGGCGCGUCCUCGUCCGCGGCUGACGGCUACUCGGCGUCGAUGUGCCUCGAUGGAUCGCUGGACCCGGCCGCGGUGCGCGGCAAGAUCGUGGUGUGCGACCGCGGCGUGAACUCGCGCGCCGCCAAGGGCGACGUGGUUCACCGCGCUGGCGGUUUCGGGAUGGUGCUGGCCAAUGGGGUGUUCGACGGCGAGGGCCUCGUCGCCGACUGCCACGUCCUGCCGGCAACCGCCGUCGGAGCAGCCGCCGGCGAGAAGCUCCGUAAGUACAUUGCGUCAUCCACUAAACAGAGGCCGGCCACGGGCACCAUCCUGUUCGAAGGCACCCACCUCGGUGUGCACCCAGCGCCGGUAGUGGCCGCAUUCUCGGCCCGUGGCCCGAACCCCCAAUCCCCGGAGAUACUAAAACCGGACCUGAUUGCCCCUGGCCUCAACAUCCUCGCCGCAUGGCCCAGCGACGUCGGUCCGGCCGGCAUUCCCUCAGACAACCGCCGCACCGAAUUCAACAUCCUCUCAGGCACGUCCAUGGCCUGCCCGCACGUCUCUGGCCUCGCCGCAUUGCUCAAGGCCGCGCACCCUACCUGGAGCCCCGCCGCGAUCAAGUCGGCGCUCAUGACCACGGCCUACAUCAAGGACAACAGCAACGGCACCAUUGUCGACGAGUCCACCGGCGCCGUGGCCGACGUGUUCGACUUCGGCGCCGGACACGUCGACCCGAUGCGCGCCAUGGACCCUGGCCUCGUCUACGACAUCACCCCCGCAGACUACGUCAACUUCCUCUGCAACCUGAACUACACCGAGCAGAACAUCCGCGCGAUCACGCGGCGCCAGGCGGACUGCCGCGGCGCGCGCCGCGCGGGGCACGCGGGCAACCUCAACUACCCGUCCCUGUCCGCCACGUUCGUCGCGGAGGACGGCGCGAGGGCGACGAUGAAGACCCACUUCAUUCGGACGGCGACCAACGUCGGCGGCGGGCGUGCAGUGUACCGCGCCACGGUCAGGGCCCCCGAGGGGUGCAACGUGACCGUGCAGCCGAGGCAGCUGCCGUUCCGCCGCGACGGGCAGAAGCUGAGCUUCACGGUGCGGGUGGAGGCCGCGGUGGCGCCCACCAAGAACAAGAAGAUGGAGCCGGGUAGCUCGCAGGUGAGGAGCGGCGCGCUGACGUGGAGCGACGGGAGGCACACCGUGAGCAGCCCGAUCGUCGUGACAGUGCAGGCGCCACUGCAGUGAGCAACAACAAACCCGACCGCCGAUCGAGCCGGAGCUGAUGAGCUGAUCAAGUGAAGUGAACACAGCCUCAGUGUUCUAAGAUAUUGCUCCUUGGACCGUAGGUCCAUAAGUGGUACCAUGGGAAGGGUUUUCAAGCGGUUUUAUGAUGCGUGUGCAUCUACAAUCGUGUA